AUGUCCGGCAUGCACUCCAGCUUCUCCAGCUCCAUCACCGGCGACAAGCAACACAGCUACGCCGUCCUCUCCGCCAUUCAGCAAGGCUCCGCCGCCCAGGGCUCUCAGACACAGUCCAUUUACGGCCAACAACAUCGCAAGGACUCCGACGCCGCCUCAAUCUCCAGCUUCGGCAGCUCCGUCACUCUUCUGAAGGACAAGCUGCACCGUUCUCAUGAUAACAAGGCCUCAUCCUCAAAAAAGUCUUCUUCCCUGAUUGCUCGCCAGCGCGCCGCUGGUGACGCCAGCGGCCAGGUCCUCCAGAACCAAGUACGCCUUUCACUUUAA
This is a messenger RNA of Colletotrichum siamense, 327 nucleotides long. RefSeq lists its product as uncharacterized. The transcript has a single exon. The record is from RefSeq and is a predicted model, not a curated record. Lineage: Eukaryota; Fungi; Ascomycota; Sordariomycetes; Glomerellales; Glomerellaceae. The coding region runs from base 1 to 327 and encodes 108 amino acids.